Messenger RNA from Dissoconium aciculare CBS 342.82, 711 nucleotides. RefSeq lists its product as uncharacterized. The annotation marks the transcript as partial. The record is from RefSeq and is a predicted model, not a curated record. The transcript has a single exon. NCBI's taxonomy places the organism in Eukaryota, Fungi, Ascomycota, Dothideomycetes, Mycosphaerellales, Dissoconiaceae.
UAUUCCCCAGCUCCUCCACCCAAGAACAACGCGACUCUCAAAGACGACCCCUAUGCCUUCCUCUCCACCUUCGACACCGUCUUCGUCAUCGACGACAGCUACUCCAUGGGCACGCCCGUCGCCGGCUCACGGCAUCGAACCUACUGGGACGAAGCCCGCGACGCCGUCGAAGCCAUCACGCCCAUCUGCACAGCCUACGAUUCCAACGGCAUCGACAUCUACUUCCUAAAUGGCAACCGAUCCCCCUUCCACCACAACGUAACCUCCGUGUCGACCGUGCGCGAGAUAUUCUCCAGCAUGUCCCCCAUGGGCUCCACGCCGACGGGUCAAUGUCUGAACAAAAUCCUCAAGCCUUACCUCGAUUCCUAUAAAGCCAAGAAGGAGCAGACCAAACCCAUCAACAUCAUUGUCAUCACGGACGGCGUGCCUACUGACGACGACUCCGCGCCGUUGAUCUUGGCCGCCAAGAAGCUCGAUCAGCUCGAAGCGCCCUUGUGGCAGAUUGGUGUUCAGUUCUUCCAGGUCGGCAACGAUGCCGGUGCGUGUGAGCACCUUCGCCGUCUGGAUGACGAUCUGAAGGAUCUCAGCGGCGAUCCGCAUAUGCGCGAUAUCGUCGAUACCGUGUCAUUCAAGGACCUCCAUGGCUCUGGUCUGACUGGCGAUGCCAUCCUGAAGGUUGUCCUCGGGGCUGUCAAUCGUCGACUAGAUCGA